Messenger RNA from Vanrija pseudolonga, 402 nucleotides. RefSeq lists its product as uncharacterized. Lineage: Eukaryota; Fungi; Basidiomycota; Tremellomycetes; Trichosporonales; Trichosporonaceae. The record is from RefSeq and is a predicted model, not a curated record. The coding region runs from base 1 to 402 and encodes 133 amino acids. The transcript has a single exon.
AUGAAGCUCUCCACCCUCCUCCUCGUCGCGUCGGCCCUCGCCCCAGCCCUCGCCCUCACCAACAAGCAGCACCUGCGAGCGCUGUACGACGGCGUGACGGACGGCACCGUCUCGCGGGCCGAGCACGACGCAUAUGUCAGCCAGGCAGGCAACAGCGCCGACGUGCACUACACACAUCUCACGCCGGCGGGCGAGGUCGUCGUCCACUGGCGCAACGGGUCGACGACGACCCUCGGACGCGCCGACCGCGCGUGGCUCGAGCUCGCCAUCUCGAGCAGCGACGACAACGAGUACGACCCCGCGCGCGCAUCCGCCGUCACCACCAAGCAGCACAAGCCGCCAGCGUUCGUCAAGCAGCGCAAGGCCCGCCUCCUCCCCCACCUCUUCGGCCAGCCGUGGUAG